Messenger RNA from Anisakis simplex (herring worm), 144 nucleotides. NCBI's taxonomy places the organism in Eukaryota, Metazoa, Nematoda, Chromadorea, Rhabditida, Anisakidae. The record is from the annotation of a GenBank genome assembly.
CGGUACGCUCCGGAGGAUCUGCUCAAUGGACAAUCCACAUUCACCAGAGAGUCACUGGAGAAGUUUCUGGACGAUAUGGACAGACUGGACGCGAUCGAGAGCAAGAUAUUGGGAGUGCAACAUGUCAGUAGUCAUCUAUCCUGA